UGUUGUCGGGACGUCGAGGGUCUCUCGCGUCGUCGUCUCUGAGAGUUCGUGUGUGCCGAGAACAGGAUAUCUUGUAACCCGAAUAUUCCUUCGCAGUGACGAGUGAACUGUGAGGCGAUCGUCAGGAGCGUGAGGAUGCUGAAGAUCGUCAAGGCUAGCUCGAACGGACUCAGAAGAUUGCACGCAAGCAAUAAGAGACGAGCAGCAGUACCUGCGUCGACGAAGUUGGGAACUGUCAAGUACCUGGACGCCGCUUUUGGAAGUGCCUUAGAAUUAGAACGAGCGCAGACACGCGAGUACAGCUUCAUUCAUGACAGCCAUUACAUGUAUACUAGGGAUCAAGAUCAGGCGACGAACGCCGAGGAUGUGCUCUUUGACAUGUUUAAGGACGAAGACACAGGCCUCCUAGCAGUGGGAAAAUUCCUGGCCGCUCUGAGGACCACCGGCUUGCGAAACGACGACCCUAGACUUCAAGAAUUCACGGAUAAUCUGCGGAAGGAGCACUUGAAGACUGGAGGUUACGAGGGUGUUUCUCACGAGACGCAAAAGUUAAACAGAGAGCAAUUCAGGAGAAUUAUUAACCCGAACAUAAUACUGAUCUCGCGGGCAUUCAGGCAUCAAUUCAUCAUCCCUGACUGGUCUGGCUUCACCAAGCACAUAGAAGACUUCUACUGGAAAUGCAAGUCGAACUCGGAGGGCAAGGUCGCCUCGUACAUACCACAGUUAGCACGAAUGAAUCCAGAUUAUUGGGGCGUUUCCGUCUGCACGAUCGAUGGCCAGAGAUUCAGCAUCGGUGACAGCUCGAUCCCAUUCACGUUACAGAGUUGCAGCAAACCUCUGACUUACGCCAUCGCUUUGGAUAGAUUGGGACAGGAAGUGGUCCAUCAGUAUGUCGGCCAAGAACCUUCUGGAAGAAACUUCAACGAGCUGGUGUUGGAUUACAACAAGAAACCCCAUAAUCCAAUGAUCAACGCUGGAGCAAUCCUAGUGUGUUCACUGUUGAAGUCUCUAAUCAAACCUGAAAUGACUUUAGCCGAAAAAUUCGACUUCACUAUGGAUUAUUUCAAAAGACUAGCAGGCGAAGAGAACCUGGGCUUCAACAAUGCUGUCUUCUUGUCCGAACGGGAAGCUGCUGACAGAAAUUACGCGCUUGGAUUCUACAUGAGAGAGCACAAUUGUUACCCAGACAAGUCGAACCUGAGAGAAAUCAUGGAUUUCUAUUUCCAGUGUUGUUCCAUGGAGGCAAACUGCGACACGAUGUCUGUCAUGGCGGCCACUCUGGCCAACGGUGGCAUCUGUCCGAUCACCGAGGAAAAGGUUCUUAAGCCUGACAGCGUUCGAGAUGUCCUAAGUCUAAUGCACAGCUGUGGAAUGUACGAUUACAGUGGCCAGUUUGCGUUCAAAGUUGGCAUCCCAGCGAAGUCUGGAGUAUCGGGAAGCCUGCUAGUAGUGAUACCAAAUGUGAUGGGCAUCUGUACAUGGUCCCCGCCAUUGGAUCCCCUGGGAAAUUCCUGCAGAGGCGUCCAAUUCUGUGAGGAACUCGUAUCCGAGUUCAAUUUCCAUAGCACCUACUAUGAUCACAGGUACGACAACCUGAAGCACGCGACUAACAAAAAGGACCCGAGAAGGCACAAGUACGAGACCAAAGGGCUGUCUAUUGUCAAUCUCCUCUUCAGCGCGGCUAGUGGCGAUGUCACGGCGAUGAGAAGGCAUCGAUUGAGCGGAAUGGACAUGACACUGCCGGAUUAUGAUGGCAGAACAGCUUUGCACUUAGCUGCCAGCGAGGGGCACCUAGAUUGCGUCGAAUUUCUCAUCGAGCAAUGCGGAGUGCCUCACGAACCUAAGGACAGAUGGGGUAAGAGGCCCAUCGAUGAAGCAGAGACAUUCGGGCACAUGGAAGUGGUGGAAUACUUGAAGAACUAUGCCAUAGCCCGGAAAACGGAAAUAGAGAACGAAGAAAAAGAGAAUAAUGGUAACGGGGAUUCUUUUCGGGGAAAAGUCGCGGAGUCCGCGGUUCAAACACCGUUGCCAUAAGACCUAUGGCGUCUUUAGAUAGGAUAUUUUUCAUGGAAAAAUACGCGGUAUGAUGAUUGACUAGAGAAAAAAGAAAAGAAGAGGAAUAUACGUGGCUUGAUUCUACAAAAAGACAACAGAGGGAUCUCAAAAUGAUAAUGAAUCGAUUAUUUUCCUACGAAAACGUACCUUUGCGGCUGAUUUAGUUCUUCACCAUUAGUAAUCGAAUUAUAGCCUACAAUGAAUCUCCUGUAAUCAUGCUGUUACCUCUAGGCACUGUAAAUUGUACUUAUAGACGUUUCUUCUGUUUUUGUAUCUUAAUUCUUUGACUUUUGAACGAAUGUGCAUGUAUGUUUAUCGACUCCGGAAAGCGUACGGAUGGUUUCUUUAGCACACUGCGAGCUGUCAUAGUUGUUCUUUUCUGUUUGCCUCUUUUUAUCAGCAAAAUAUGAUUCUUGUGGCAUUUUUAGCGUAGAAAAUGUAUUAUUUUAGGAAAUAGCAUGAGUUUAAGUGACAAAAGGCUAGCCAGUAUAUUCAGGGUAAUUUUACAGUAUUAUUUACGUGAUUUAGUUCGUACUUAUUAUAAGGAACAAUUUGUGGCUUCUUUUGUAAUGUACUUACACGUAGGUGCUAUGCGUUUAGGUACUAAUAAGGAAUCUGAGUGUCUGUACGAGGAAAGAAACGUGUACCUAUGAAUGAUUUUUCGAAUAAGCAGCAUUUCGUUUAUUUACGCGAUACUCGUUCCUAUUUGUCCAUCGAUAGAAGGGUAAAGCAUUCUAAUUUACGAAUACACGAAUCGAUCGAUGGAGACAAUUCAGAUACGUUCGCACAUGUUGACGUUCGAUCCUCGAGGCCAGCCCGUUAUCGCGAAGUGGAGGAACGCGUGUAUACCAAAUGCGAAAGCCAAAUGUCGACUGUUUCGACUACGUUAUGCCAAAACGAUCAAACGUGGUCGAAUAUGUAAUUUCGUGCACGUGUGCAUGCCUCUUUCGCCUGCGACUGGUAUUCCGAUAUUCGAUUUCUUUUUUCAGUCUUUUCCUCAAGAACAAAUUAUUGUUUAGAGUCGAUGCAAUAUUUUCUAAUAUAUCGAUGUUCCGAGAUUCUGAUAAAGUGACGUUGUUAUUUUUGUUAACGAUCAAGGUAGUAGAGAAUAAGAGUUGUAACAGCGAUUCAUCACCGUUGCGAUUUCGCAUUAACGAUACCGCGCGAUUCGACUGAUUUACAUUUCUAAUACCAAGAACACACGCUUCUAUUCGUUGUACAAUUAGACAUGCAAAUCAACAGAAUCGCACGAGGUGACCGAUGUGAAUUCGCAACGAUUGUUCGUGUUCUUGAUGUAGAUCCGGAUUUUCAUUUCCAAGUCAAUAAAUACUUCGCAAUCGUAUUCUAUUUUCAUAAAGUUUCUCUUAAAAAUGAUUCAUCUUCGGAAACUGUGAUUCUCCGUAUCCUAUGUAUAAUAUUAAUCGAGGUUACAGGGAUCGUAAACCUGUAAUAGACGAAGAGAAAACCGCGAUGGAGGUUCCGGAAGCGUCUUCUGUUUCCUGCGCGGGUGAUACCUUUCCGCUUUCUCUUCGUUCAAUUAAUUCGACCCUUUAUUUGGCAAAGUGGAAAUCCAGCAAACUGAUAUUUCUUGCCUCCCAGAGAUGUCCAUUUUUCACUGAAUUAUCCGCUUGCAACGAUCCGUUAGCGUUCGAAUUGCCGAGUAAGGGGUAUGUUAGUCUCGUGCUUUGUCAAUUACCUCGAAACCAGCCUUAAUGUCGAUGAGAGAGUGAUCAUUGUACGAAAUAAGGACUUACCUAGCUUUAUUUCGAGCGAUUCUUAAGCGUUUCGUGAGCAAGAGUACGGAAAUAUCGAAAUCACGAAGGAAGCACAUGCUUCGUGAAGAACAGGGAUAUCGUCUGGUUCGAAUCUUUCACUUGAAAAUGGAAUUUUCACGUUAGCAAAGAUUCUCUAGAUGGAAGACAUAU
Eufriesea mexicana is the source of this 3980-nucleotide messenger RNA. It is a transcript of the gene GLS, whose product is annotated as glutaminase. Gene Ontology annotation, biological process: L-glutamine catabolic process. The transcript is spliced from 12 exons. Gene Ontology annotation, molecular function: glutaminase activity; protein binding. Bases 136 to 2034 code for a protein of 632 amino acids. The record is from RefSeq and is a predicted model, not a curated record. NCBI's taxonomy places the organism in Eukaryota, Metazoa, Arthropoda, Insecta, Hymenoptera, Apidae.